This is a messenger RNA of Diutina rugosa, 1140 nucleotides long. Its product is annotated as S-adenosylmethionine-dependent methyltransferase. NCBI's taxonomy places the organism in Eukaryota, Fungi, Ascomycota, Pichiomycetes, Serinales, Debaryomycetaceae. The transcript has a single exon. Bases 1 to 1140 code for a protein of 379 amino acids. The record is from RefSeq and is a predicted model, not a curated record.
AUGUUUGAUCCGUUGGAUCUCUUCACGGCAGUCAAACCCCGCGACGAACCUGACAAAGCUGAGUUGCCGGAGAUCAGUACUGAUGUUGAUGAUGUGUCUGAAGUGAUUGACGAUAAAAGUGUGGGUGUUCAUAUACUCGACUUUCCCCUGUUGCACUUACACCCACCCGCAAGUGUCUUGAGGAUACUAUUGGAGGUAGUGGCACCCCAGUACGUGAUUGACAUUCGGGAAGACUCACAUGAAUCAGUGGUGGAGCCAAAGUUGUUAUUGUCGCAGUCUCAGCAAUGGAAUGAAGGGUUACAAUGGAUGGCAGCUCAUGACAACCGGUUUGGUACGGAGAAGGAGAUGACCACGCUCAUGGAAGCCAGUGAUCAGUUACGACAACAGGAUAGUGCUGGUUACAACGGUUACAUGACCAGGAUUGUGUCUAGUCCUCUUGAUUGGCUUCAGGAGGAUGAUGCUGACGAUAUUCGCCAAUUGGCCAGUAAGCGACUUCUGGAGAACUGUGGUCGUACUGCGCUUCCCGAUAUCACUCGAACGGUAAUUAUUACUGAUGAGUAUCGGUUUAAGCUUUUUGAACCGGCCCUUACCAGUGACAAUCUCGGACUUAAAACCUGGGGGUCGCUGUUGAUCCUCGCUAAACGCUUAGUCGCUAUUGACCUCCCUUCAGAGGACAUUCUUGAGCUUGGUGCCGGCACUGGAUUGGUGGGUAUGAUGUGUGCUGCCAAGGGGGCUCGGGUAAUGCUUACUGAUCUUCCUGAAAUUUGCGAGAAUCUUCAGCGUAAUGUUGAACUCAAUCAGCUCGAUUCAAAUGCUCAAGUGUAUCCGUUGGACUGGCGGGACCCCUCGUCGUUCAUUGCAAAGCAUGGCGAUAUACAAUACCUGAUGGUGGUAGUGGCUGAUCCCAUCUAUUCGAAGCAUCACCCAGAGUGGGUAGUGGGCGCAAUUCGUCAAUUUUUGAAGUCUGGAGGUACGCUCUUGAUUCAAGUGCCAUUGCGAGAGAAGUUCGAGGAAGAACGAAAUCUUCUAUGGCAACUUUUAGCUGAUGGAGGUGAGCUAUUGCUGACAGAUGUUGAAAUCAGUCUCGAUACUGAUUGGGGAGAAAUGGCGUACAUGUGCCGACAAUAUCGAUGGUAUUAG